Molecule: messenger RNA, 288 nt
Organism: Penicillium chermesinum
Lineage: Eukaryota; Fungi; Ascomycota; Eurotiomycetes; Eurotiales; Aspergillaceae
Exons: 1
Coding region: 1-288 (95 amino acids)
Source: RefSeq, a predicted model, not a curated record
AUGGCGGUCCACCAUCAUCCUGGGACAUUCGCCAAUUCGACCGACCUUGUUGUGGAAGAGCGAAAUGGUAACGACCACCCCGGGUUUAAGAUCUCUGCGUGUUCCUAUCCGACCCUCCAUCGCAAGGAGGCUGGGCGGGCAGCAGGUCACAUAUGGUGGAAAUUCGACUCACUUAACGGUAAUCGAGACAGUGAUGCAUACGUCAUAUUUCGCAAAGUGGCAGAGAUCUCAUGUACUCCCGCAUCAUCCCAGAGAUCAGGGGUUAUGAACUCAGCUAUGAAUUUCUAA